CUUAUUUUCCUUUACAGUAAAUUGACAAAGAUAGCUGCUAUAAAGACUCAGCUGAUCUCUCCGCUACUUUGAGCAAAGGAAAUGGAGUAAGCACAAGCUUCUGACAGUUCUCUCUGCCAGGUGUUUGUAGAAAUAGGGGGUAUCUGUACCUUAUGACCAUGGCUUUAGGUAAGUAUUCCCGAGCUGAUGGGAGGAAGCCAUCCAGUUGUUGUUCAACAGUCUCGGUAGUGGUGUUUGUUGCAUUUUGUUUAGUCGGUGUUUGGAUGUUAAUGUCAUCCGUUGUUCCGGUUCAGAAUCAAGACUUGCCGUCCCAAGAGACCAUAAAUAAGGUAAAACGGCAAGUUUUAGCUGAUACGAAUUCAAAGCAAUUUGAAGACACUUCUGGCGAUUUACCAGAGGAUGCAACAAAUGAUGAUGGUGGUGCUGGUGAUUCUCGCAAUUCGGAAAUCCAAAAUGUUGAAGAACAUGAGACUUCAAAUACGUCUGAGGAAAACCAGGAAGAAUUUGCUUUAAAGGAGCAAUCUGAGGUUGAGACUGAAUCUCAAAAUGAUUCUGAGAAAUCAGCUGGGGAAAACUCUGAAGAUGGACAGAAGAAAGAAUCUGAAAAUGAUUGGGAUGAAGACAAAAAUGGGAACUCAAAUUCCGAAGCUGGAGAAACAAAUGAAAAUGAGCAGUCAGAAUCAGAGAAGAGAUCGGAUAAAAGUGAGUCUGACACUGAACAGGAUGAGAAAAAAUUGGAGAGAGAGGAGAAUGAUGAUGAGAAAAAAUUGGAGAGAGAAGAGAAUGAUGAUGAAUCAAAGCAGAGAAACAAGGCAAUUAGUCUUACAGAAGAAAAGCUUGAGCAAAAUCAGGAUUCAGAACAAAAUGAUGGUGAGAAUACCAACGAUAGCCAGGAAAAGAGUGAGGCUUCAAUUGAUAAUUUCUCUGCUGGAGCCCAAUCAGAACUUUUGAAGGAGACUAAUACUCAAAAUGAUGCAUGGUCAACUCAAGCCACAGAAUCACAGAAUGAGAAGGAAUUGCUACAGACUUCAAUAUCCAAGUCCCUGAAUGGGCACACAUGGAAAAUCUGUAAUGUCACUGCUGGGCCAGACUACAUCCCUUGUCUUGAUAAUUGGCAAGCUAUCAAAAAGCUUCCAAGUCGAAGUCACUAUCAACAUCGAGAAAGGCACUGUCCUGAUGAAGGUCCCACCUGUCUUGUUUCUCUACCUGAAGGAUAUAAAAGCCCGGUUAAGUGGCCGGCAAGUAGGGACAAGAUAUGGUACAAUAAUGUUCCUAACACCAAACUUGCAGUGGUUAAGGGGCACCAGAAUUGGGUAAAAGUAAGUGGUGAAUACCUUAUUUUCCCUGGUGGUGGAACUCAGUUCAAGAAUGGUGCUCUUCACUACAUUGAUUUCAUUCAAAAAGAAUAUAUUUCUCAUUGCACAUAUGAGUGUAAUGUCAUAACUUGUAAUAGCAAUGUGCAGAAAUCAGGGAAUGGAGCAUAUGUAAUCUAUGCAUGCCAUUCUCUUCCAAAUAUAGCAUGGGGUAAAAGAAGCCGUGUGAUUUUGGAUGUUGGGUGUGGGGUGGCCAGUUUCGGGGGAUUUCUAUUUGAAAGAGAUGUUCUUGCAAUGUCAUUUGCUCCAAAGGAUGAACAUGAAGCCCAAGUACAAUUUGCACUUGAAAGGGGAAUUCCUGCUAUAUCAGCUGUUAUGGGCACCAAGAGAUUACCCUUUCCAAGCGCUGUCUUUGAUGUUGUCCAUUGUGCGCGUUGUAGGGUUCCUUGGCAUCUUGAAGGCGGUAAACUUCUUUUGGAAUUGGACCGGUUAUUAAGACCUGGUGGUUACUUUGUUUGGUCUGCCACUCCGGUUUACCAGAAGCUUCCUGAAGAUGUUGGCAUUUGGAAAGCGAUGACGGAACUAACAAAAUCAAUGUGCUGGGAUCUGGUGGUGAUUAGAAAGGACAAACUGAAUGAUGUUGCUGCAGCAUUUUAUAGAAAACCAACUUCCAAUGACUGCUAUAACAACAGACGAAAACAAGAGCCUCCUCUUUGCAGUGAUUCUGAUGAUCCAGAUGCAGCCUGGAAUGUACCGCUGGAGCCAUGCAUACACAAAGUGCCAGAGGAUGCAUCAAAACGUGGUUCUAAUUGGCCUGCACAAUGGCCUUCAAGGUUGGAGAAACCGCCUUAUUGGUUGAAGUCUCAGCGUGGGGUCUACGGCAAAGCUGCUCCGGAAGAUUUCACUGCUGAUUACAAGCAUUGGAAAAAUGUUGUCUCUGAGUCAUAUUUAAAUGGGUUGGGAAUCAACUGGUCUUCUGUGAGGAAUAUCAUGGACAUGAGAGCCGUAUAUGGAGGGUUUGCUGCAGCACUGAAAGACUUGAAAGUGUGGAUUAUGAACGUGGUUCCGAUUGACAAUCCUGAUACACUCCCGAUAAUCUUUGAACGUGGUUUAACUGGAAUGUAUCAUGAUUGGUGUGAAUCAUUCAGUACCUACCCCAGAACUUAUGAUCUUCUCCAUGCAGACCAUCUAUUUGCAGACCUUAAAAAGAGGUGCAACUUGGUGGCAGUGAUGGCAGAGGUUGAUAGGAUUCUGAGGCCAGAAGGAAAGCUAAUUGUACGUGACAAUGCAGAAACCAUAAAUGAGUUGGAGAGUAUAGUUAAAUCUCUGAAAUGGGAUGUCCAAUUAAUAUUUUCGAAGGACAAGGAAGGCUUGCUCUGUGUUCAGAAGACAUUUUGGCGUCCCGCAGAAUCAGAAACACUUGCAUCAGCAAUUGCUUGAGCAAGACGCUCUCAAUGACCGUAUGAGGCUGCUGAUGUAGGCUUAUUUAGUAUCUGAUAAUUUUGGUUGCUUAAGCAUUUUAAUUUAAGGAUGCGAUAGUUAUAUUCUCUUUUGGCAUAUGUAAAUCAAAUGUAGUUGGUUAUUCUUUCAGAAGCGCUUAAGCUCUUCAUACUCCCCCUUUCUUUUUGUCAUUUUAUUUCUUUUACUUUUUUUCCACAAUAGCAAUUCCCUCUCAAAUUAGUGGAAUUGAGCCAAGAAUUUCUGUUGUAUUCUUAUAUUAACAUUAUAAAAAAAAUUAAUCAAAUUCACUCUCGGUUUAAGAGAA
Molecule: messenger RNA, 3078 nt
Organism: Ziziphus jujuba (common jujube)
Lineage: Eukaryota; Viridiplantae; Streptophyta; Magnoliopsida; Rosales; Rhamnaceae
Product: probable methyltransferase PMT24
Exons: 10
Coding region: 153-2753 (866 amino acids)
Cellular component (GO): cytoplasm; trans-Golgi network; endosome
Molecular function (GO): methyltransferase activity
Source: RefSeq, a predicted model, not a curated record